Messenger RNA from Rhodotorula toruloides NP11, 2388 nucleotides. Its product is annotated as zinc finger, RING-type protein. The record is from RefSeq and is a predicted model, not a curated record. The transcript is spliced from 5 exons. NCBI's taxonomy places the organism in Eukaryota, Fungi, Basidiomycota, Microbotryomycetes, Sporidiobolales, Sporidiobolaceae. Bases 1 to 2388 code for a protein of 795 amino acids.
AUGGCGAGCCCGCACCGACGCUCGACGACUCGCGGGCCCGUCCUCAUCCCGGGUGCGGACUCGGGAAUCGCACGAGCAACGAGGCUCAGGAUGGGCAGGAGCGAAGUCGGGAUGAGCAGGAUCUGGGCGGUCCUUGCGGUGGUCGCGGUCGCAGCGCUCUUCAAAGUCCCGACACCAGCGCGUGCCUACAUCCCGGCUCUUCCUGUCAACGACACUUCGGCGCUGAACAACUCGGACGACUUGCUGCAUCUCGCUUCGUACAAUGGCGUGUUCAACACCGGCAUUAGUCGUCAGCUCUGGGCCGAGGGUUUCGAUGACAACGGCAACUACACGAACAUCACGACGAUUGUGCCGUGGACCAAGUACUCCAAGGGCGUCCUCAUCCACUUCGACGAAGGUCUGCGGAAUCAGUCGCCUUCUGCCGUCCCCUGGAUCGCCAUGAUCUCCUGCGACACGAACGGCACGUCUCCUUCCGAAACCGACGACAUCUUCACCAUCGUCCGCGAUCUCGGUGCUCAGGCUGCGCUGCUGUACUCGCUGCACUCGGAGGGCUGCCAAAUCAACCAGGAGUACCUCAACUCGUUCGAGAAGGUCCUCGACGUCUUCGCCGCCACCUCGUUGCAGGGCUCGCGGAUCAUCGAGAGCCAGUUCACCAACGUCAACAUGGCGGCGUACCAGUACAACUCGACAACGCUCAAUGCCUCGUACAACGCCAUCGAGACGCUGCUCAACAGCAAUCCGCUUUCGGUUCGCGGCAAUGUCCCGAUCAACUCGACCUCGAGUUUGUCUGCCGACGUCGCCACCUCCGUUGACGUCAACGCAUCGAGUACCAUGCCCUCGGUUUUUGACCCGAAUGCGAGCGACAGCGCACCUGCCAUGUCGAGUGACACGGCCGUCACGACCGACUCGAGCACCUCGUUCCCGUCCCUCUUCUCCGCCUCGAUCGCUUCUCCGCUCAUGCAGCGUCGCCAGAACACCGCAACGUCCGCACAUUCCGCGUCUUCCAUCUCUCACGCCACGUCCACUCACUCUUCCGCGACUCGCACGAGCUCCGCCGCUCCCGCCGCCACGACCAGCAACAAGAUCGAGAACUACCUGGGUGCCGUCAUGGCCGCCGCGAACCUCACCGUUGGCGGUCUCAACUCGGCAUCUCCCACUGCGACCGCCUCCUCGAACAACGGCGGUCCCAACACGUCAACCUCGCUCGCCAUGAUCAUCCUCUACGCCAUCACCGGCGUCGUCACCUUCCUCUUCCUCAUCGUCAUCAUGUCCGGUGCGAUCCGCGCUGCGCGCCAUCCCGAGCGGUACGGACCUCGCGCGGCAGGCGGGUUGCACGGUUCGGGCGGACCUGGCGGAGCGGGCCAGACUCGCGCGGCGGGAUUGACGAGGGCUAUCCUCGAUACCUUCCCCGUCGUGCGGUUCGGAGGUGGAGCUGCAACGCCGCCGGCGAACAGGGUAGACGAGGAGGCUGGGGCGGAUGGGUCGGACGGUCAGAAGAAGAGCGAGCCUGGGACGCCAGAGGCCAUCGAACUGGCGAGUUUGCCGACCAUGGCUGCGGUCCCGACUGCCGUACAUUCGCUGGGAGACGGCCGAGAUGUUGUCGAGGAGCACGAGGAGGUCAUUGCGGAUCCAGCGAGGGCGAGGAGCGCUUCUCGCGCCUCGACGAUGGGCGGCGACUCGUUCUACUCGGCCGAGUCGACGCCUCUGCAGCACCAGACAUCGACUACGCCGCUGAAUGCCUCGGCUGGCCUCGCGACCAUCCCCGCCUCGCCCAACCUGCUCGAAUCGCCUCCCACCUUGAAGAGCUCGAUUGCGCCCUCGGCCCGCCCAACGGCCGCCGAAGAAGCCGCCAUCCUCGCCUCCACCGACCUAGCCAGCUCCUCCGAAUCGUGCCCGAUCUGCCUCACCGAAUUCGAAGAAGGCGACGAGCUUCGCAUCCUUCCUUGCGACGAGCGCCACCGCUUCCACCCGGAAUGCAUCGACCCGUUCUUGUUGAACGUCAGUCGGCUGUGUCCGCUUUGUCGGCUUGAUUUGGGCAACGUUGGAGGGAGGGAGAGCGAUGAGAUGGGGAGGGAGGAGUAUGCGAGGAGGGAGGAGGAGCGCGUGAGGAGGCAUUUGCGGUCGUUGGUGCACCGCCGUGGUGCCAACGGGUCUUCGGCGAGUGAAGGAGCGGGAGGUGGAUCGGGGCCGUCGACUGCGGAGGAAGCGAGCGGCGAAGGAUCGACGUCGACCUCGACGUUGAGGAGUCGCUUCGCGCAGUACGUCGUCGCGCGGCGUCAGCGGGCGUUCAGCGGCAGCGGCAGUGGCGUCGGGUCUGGGCUCGUCAGUCUUGGCAGGCGGAGAGGCAGCUCGUCGGCGACUGCGCGAGCGCUGGUUGUCGAUGGUUGA